Marmota flaviventris (yellow-bellied marmot) is the source of this 954-nucleotide messenger RNA. The record is from RefSeq and is a predicted model, not a curated record. NCBI's taxonomy places the organism in Eukaryota, Metazoa, Chordata, Mammalia, Rodentia, Sciuridae.
AUUCAGGCUUUUCCCUUUGUGGACAUGGAAGUGGGAAAUCGCACCAUCCUGACUGAAUUCAUCUUGGUGGGCAUCUCAGCAGAUCCCCGGUGGCAGCUGAUUCUGUUUGUAACAUUUCUGAUGCUCUAUUUGCUAACCAUGGCAGGGAAUAUGACCCUGGUCAUCUUAAUCAAGAUUGAUGCCCAGCAUAUGUACCAUUUGCUUGGCAAUCUGUCUUUUUUGGAUUUCUGGUACACCUCUGUAUAUACCCCUAAAAUCUUGGCUAACUGUUUCUCAGAAGAUAGACGAAUUUCCUUGGCUGGAUGUGGGGCUCAGUUUUUCUUUUCUUGUGUAGCAGUCUAUACCGAGAGCUAUCUCCUCGCAUCUAUGGCAUAUGACCGCUAUGUGGCAAUCUGUCACCCAUUGCUUUAUUCAGGCACCAUGUCUUCUUCUGUUUGUAAUCGGCUUGUUGCUGGAUCCUACAUAGGAGGCUUUCUGAAUGCCAUAGCCCACACUGCUAACACCUUCCGCCUGAGUUUCUGUGGUAACAAUGUCAUCGACCACUUUUUAUGUGAUGUUCUACCAUUGGUAAAAAUGUCCUGCACAGACACUCGGGUCUAUGUCAUAAUCCUUUCCAGUAUGGUUGGCUUUGCGUUUCUCUCCUGCCUUCUGGCCAUCCUCAUCUCCUAUGCCCACAUCCUCCUGGCCAUCCUGAAGAUGCACUCAGCCUCAGGUAGGCACAAGGCAUUCUCCACCUGUGCUUCCCACCUGGUCUCCGUCAUGCUCUUCUAUGGAUCUCUGCUCUUCGUAUACACAAGAACCAGUGCCAGCUACUCCCUGGAGAACGACAAAGUGGCUGCCCUCUUCUACACCAUCAUCAACCCAUUGCUCAACCCUAUCAUCUAUAGCUUCAGAAACAAAGAUGUCAAAGAGGCCUUCAGGAAAGCAAUACUGACAACACAACCACAAGCUUGA